This is a messenger RNA of Lactuca virosa, 1127 nucleotides long. Lineage: Eukaryota; Viridiplantae; Streptophyta; Magnoliopsida; Asterales; Asteraceae. The record is from the annotation of a GenBank genome assembly.
AUGUUGGAGAAGGUAGUCGGGUUUGAUCCGAGUAGCUUGAAGCAACUAAAUAAAACACGAGGUAUUCCAAAAAUGGAUCAACAAGGCCACGGGCAGGCCCAAGGGAUGAACACAGUGAACACCUCUGCCCAAAUGCCCUACACCAUGCCCCCAUACCCACCUCCAAACCAAAUGAUGGGCAUUGUCCCCCCUGCCCCCGGGCAGCCUUCCCAAACCUCGGGUCUCCCUUCCCCCCCUGCCCAACUUGCCCAACAACAACUCGCCUAUCAACACAUCCACCAACAACAACAACAACAACUCCACCAACAACUCCAAAACUUUUGGGCAAAUCAAUAUCAAGAAAUCGAACAAACAACUGAUUUCAAAAACCACUCUCUCCCUUUAGCCAGAAUCAAGAAAAUCAUGAAAGCAGAUGAAGAUGUUCGCAUGAUAUCUGCAGAAGCACCUGUGAUUUUUGCACGUGCUUGUGAGAUGUUCAUUCUUGAGUUGACUUUAAGGUCAUGGAAUCAUACUGAAGAGAAUAAAAGGAGGACACUUCAGAAGAAUGAUAUUGCUGCUGCUAUUACACGAACUGAUAUUUUUGACUUUUUGGUUGAUAUUGUUCCACGUGAGGAUUUGAAAGAUGAGGUGAUUGCUUCUACUAUUCCAAGAGGUGGGCCACUUCCGGUGGGGGGGCCCACUGAGGGUCUACCGUAUUACUAUAUGCCGCCACCACAGGUUGGUGGUUCAGGGAUGUAUAUGGGGAAGCCGGUGGAUCCUCAGGCGAUGAGCCUCAAGAAGAUGCUUGAAUUGAACACAGUGAUGAAAACAAAGAGACCCUGAAGAUGGUGGGUGUAGAUGAAGGAAGAAGAGUUGAUAUCUGUUUAAAUUUUCUCAUGUGGUUGGUUAUUAGGAAGAAUGCAAUGGUAAUGGUUGUAGUAGUAGUCAAAAUAUAACUUUAAAAAACUAUGUUAUGUGUGCAUGUUUGUCUACUUGUCCUUAAAUGAUACUACUCUUGUUUUAAGAAGGAUUAGGUUCUUAAAAUCUCAAAACUCAUGGCCAUUGCAAGAGGAAUGUUUGAUUGCUCUUUUGAUGCAUGUAAGUUGAAUGAUUCCAAUCUCUUAAUGGUUUAGAGAAAGUUUUUUUAA